UCGCUCAGCGUUGUUAGUUCGUUCAUGUUCACGCGAUUUAGUGGAAUCCGCGACGCGAAUUAGUUAACAGACAAAAAAAAUACAUACACAAGCUACAAGAAUCAUGGAAGCGGAAAAUUCAACGAUGACUUUCGAGGAGGCCUUCAAGGCGUUCUCCAAAUUCGGUGACAUCAAAUCCGACGGAAAGAGCAUCUCCCUUUCCCAAAGCGAUAAAUGGAUGAAGCAGGCGAAAGUGAUCGACGGCAAGACCAUCACCACCACCGACACCGGCAUCUACUUCAAGAAGCUAAAGUCCCUGAAGGUUUCCCUUCCCGAUUACAACAAAUUCCUGGAGGAUUUGGCCAAGGCGAAGAAGCAGACCGUCGAAGACAUGAAGACGAAGAUGACUUCGUGCGGAGCUCCAGGUUUCAGCGGAACCGGCGUGGCCAAAGGCAACAGCACCGUUAACAGGUUGACAGACACCUCGAAGUACACCGGAACCCACAAGCAGCGCUUCGACGAUUCCGGAAAGGGCAAAGGCAUCGCCGGAAGAGUGGAGCAGGUCGACGGUUCCGGUUACGUUUCCGGAUACCAGAACAAAGACUCCUUCGGCAAAGCCUAAACGAUUUACACGAAUAGUGCACAAACCGAAUUUUGUUAAGUGCGGAUGAGAGUUUGAGAACGUGGAUGUUUUCAAAAUUUAUAUUUUUAGGUGGAAUUGUAUAAAAGAGAAUAUGUAUACAACGUUUGGGGGGAUGCAGCUUUAACGCCUACUAUUUAACUACUUUACUUUUAAAUCUUAAAGCUUUGUCAAUUUUUUCAGUAGACUGCGUUUGUAAAUUCAAAUUUUUCAAUAAUAAAUUAAGCAAUUUGAACACAU
Molecule: messenger RNA, 859 nt
Organism: Nicrophorus vespilloides
Lineage: Eukaryota; Metazoa; Arthropoda; Insecta; Coleoptera; Silphidae
Product: TPPP family protein CG45057-like
Exons: 3
Coding region: 104-601 (165 amino acids)
Biological process (GO): microtubule polymerization; microtubule bundle formation; positive regulation of protein polymerization
Cellular component (GO): microtubule
Molecular function (GO): tubulin binding
Source: RefSeq, a predicted model, not a curated record